Molecule: messenger RNA, 1475 nt
Organism: Erpetoichthys calabaricus (reedfish)
Lineage: Eukaryota; Metazoa; Chordata; Cladistia; Polypteriformes; Polypteridae
Product: intestinal mucin-like protein
Exons: 5
Coding region: 501-989 (162 amino acids)
Source: RefSeq, a predicted model, not a curated record
CGUCAAUAUUUAAAUGUUUCCCGUCACUUUGUGUUUGCAAUUUUAAUUUGUGGCUAAGACUUUUUUGGGUAGGAAAUUACUGCACUGCCAUAAAGCUACAUGCUUCACAAUAUUCUUUUUGUAUUUGUGAAAUUUAUACAGAGUCAAAUAAAUGAAAUAUUAAAAUGCAGGUUUAUUUCUCAUCUUCAUGUGGUUUACAAUCACUUUUCACAUUAUAACUAUUUAUAGUCUUACCGUUGUUUUUGUUUUAAAUGGCUAUGUAGAAAAUGGGCACACUUACCUUGAGAGAGGAGAAGGUGUGUCGAAUCUCUGGAGGAGAUGUGGCUUCACGGUGACUCUGGUUUUGCAUGUCCGUGGCACACGUACCCGAUUCAUGCAGCACUGCGGGAAUCAGAUGGGCUAUUUAUAAGUUCAACCAGUGUGUAAACACCUCAUUGUAUUUUAAUGUUAUAAAAUGCAAUGCUUUAGUGUAAAGCGCCACAGAGCAGACAAAGCAAGUCAUGCUUACUAUACGCAUGUCACAAUCCACACAGCAACCUGACAUAUUUUGUUUCUCCACCUUCCAGGGAUUCAGAUAUCACCCAUCAAAGAAGGAGUGCUGUGGCAAGUGUAUCCAGGAGCAAUGUUAUAUACAGUACAGUGGAGCCAAUCAGCUGAUCAAGCCUGGUGAAAUAUGGUCUCCUGAACAUGAUAAAUGCUGUGUACACAGUUGCAUCCACAUCAAAGAUACCUUUAUAUCAACAGUAGCAAAUAUCGUGUGUCCUCCGUUCCAUCCUGAAAACUGCCAGCCAGGAACUAUACAGACUGCUCCUGAUGGCAGUUGUAAAACAUGUCUGGAGAAGAACAAGUCCUGUAAGCUUCAGACAAUUACCAGCUUUAUAAGUGAUAGGGGAUGCAAGUCUUCACAACCCAUUGACAUGACAUUCUGUGAGGGCGCCUGUGACACUUACUCCAAAUACUCUGCCUCAGCAGCCAGCAUGCAGCAUUGAUGUACUUGCUGCCAGAGGUGAAGACCCACAAUGAAACCAUCAGUUUGGCUUGCAGCGAUGGAACCAUUAAGACUUAUAAUUACAUCUACGUGGACAAGUGCGACUGUCGCACCACUUCUUGUGGGCCUGACUUCAAGAGAACAAGGACCCGGAGAUACCUUCCAAAAAUUGCAACUGAGGAGUUUCAUUGAAAACGCUAUAAACACCUGAAUGAAUUUUGUUACUUUGACCGUGUUUUCUGAAUGAAAAUCUCUAUUUAUUGUUCUUUUGCUUCAUGCUAUUAAUGUCAGCUGCUAAUUAGUCACUUUUUUCAUGUGUUAGAAGUAGAUGUUAAAGCCUUGCAUAUUAAUCAAUAAAUCUUACUUUCCUAGCAAAUAAAAGCAAUGUGAAAUAUUCUUGUCUAACAUUUCUCAUUCUUAGUAUGUCAUAAAUGAUGGUUGACCCUGCACUCUGAUCUCCAGAGGUCAUAUGAAAAGACAUAAUCAU